Molecule: messenger RNA, 849 nt
Organism: Phodopus roborovskii (desert hamster)
Lineage: Eukaryota; Metazoa; Chordata; Mammalia; Rodentia; Cricetidae
Gene: Bcl10
Product: BCL10 immune signaling adaptor
Exons: 3
Coding region: 56-754 (232 amino acids)
Biological process (GO): canonical NF-kappaB signal transduction; adaptive immune response; positive regulation of extrinsic apoptotic signaling pathway
Cellular component (GO): cytosol; CBM complex
Molecular function (GO): NF-kappaB binding; protein kinase B binding; kinase activator activity
Source: RefSeq, a predicted model, not a curated record
AGCGGAGCCUUCCGCCGGGGCGGGCCGGAGGGCCGCCGCCAUCCCGGCCUCGGCCAUGGAGGCUCCUGCGCCGGCCCUCACAGAGGAGGACCUCACUGAAGUGAAGAAGGACGCUUUAGAAAAUUUACGGGUUUACCUGUGUGAGAAAAUCAUAGCAGAGAGACAUUUUGAUCAUCUGCGUGCAAAGAAAAUACUCAGUAGAGAAGACACUGAGGAAAUUUCUUGCCGAACUUCAAGUAGGAAAAGAGCUGGGAAGUUGUUAGACUACUUACAGGAGAACCCCAAGGGGCUGGACACCCUGGUGGAGUCCAUUCGCAGGGAGAAGACACAGAACUUCCUCAUUCAGAAGAUAACGGACGAGGUGCUGAAGCUCCGGAAUAUCAGGCUGGAGCAUCUCAAAGGCCUGCAGUGCAGCAGCUGUGAGCCCUUUGCAUCGGGAACCACCAACAACCUUUCUAGGUCCAACUCCGAUGAGAGUAACCUCUCUGAAAAACAGAGGGCGUCCACUGUCAUGUACCACCCAGAAGGAGAAUCGAGCACCGCUCCCUUUUUCUCUACUGAGUCCUCUCUGAAUUUGCCAGUCUUGGAAGUUGGCAGAACUGAAAAUGGCAGCUUCUCCUCGGGCACACUUCCUCGGCCUGGGGACCCCGGGGCGCCCCCUCUGCCCCCAGACCUGCGGUUGGAAGGAGGAACUUGUGGAAACUCGAGUGACAUGUUUCUCCCCUUACGAUCACGAGCUCUUUCACGCCAGUGACAACUCACUGCCUAGUUUUGUUUUGUUUUUUUAACAGUGAUGAAAAAAUGUUGUAAAUGAUAUAAUCUUUUUAUAAAAACCACUGUAACAGUUCA